CCCCCGCGGUGGAGUGCUCCUGCGCAUGCGCGGUGCUCAGUAAGUCUCUGAACAGUUUGAACAGGAAGGCGGACAUGUUGCUCGGGCACUGGGAGAAUUUGUUAUUUUUGAAACAAACAUCGUCGAUUAAAGUCUGAUUUAUCGAUGUUAAUACACCUCACUGGAUUACUGUACGCCUUUAGUGACGUCUAAAACUUGAGAUUUAUCCACAGCGGACACCUUUUUAAUCACGGGAUCCUGAAUGGUUUUUUUUUUAAGUGUUUGAAAUUCUGAAGGCGAAGUUUUUUUUUCUUUUUUUUUUUCCGCCGCUUUUUGCAGCUGUCAGAGUGAUAUGGAUUCAGGCCUGAGAUCAUCACAACUUUACCACUUUACAUAUUAUUUUUAUUAUUAACUUCUCAAUCAUCUAUCUGGCUAUAUAUAUGUCACUUUUAAAAAGUAUAUAUCUAUAUAUUCGGGCGCUAAUUUAAGGCAGCAGCAAGGCUCAAAUCAGUUGCUGGAACUUUUUUUUUUUUCAUGAUUUCUUUGCCAACUUGCCCUGGACUGAUCAGGAUUAAAACUACCUAACUUUCAUUUGUAGACUCUUUCCUGUAAAGAUGCGGAUUUUCGUCGUAUUUCGCUCCUUUCUACGCAGUGACGAGACGGAAAAGCUGAAAAGACAGAAGAAUCCGCUCCUCUGAUCAAAACUCGGACUCUAAAGGAAGUUAGCUAGCUCAGAGCUAGCAGGCUAAACUCAUUAGCUGGCUAGUCGCGAGGAUUAAAACACCAACUGUAUCUAUUUUAAUUUAUCGCAGGAUUGAACUUUAAAAAGAGAUUAUAAAAAUGUCUGCUGGAGAGAGUUUAUCGGCUCGUUUUGAGAAAAUCGAUGCCAUGUUGAAGGAUCCCAAGUCAGAGAUCAACACCGACUGUCUACUGGACGGUUUGGAUGCUCUGGUCUACGACCUUGAUUUUCCUGCCCUGAGGAAGAAUAAGAGCAUCGACAACUUCUUAAGCAGAUAUAAGGACACGAUCGGUAAGAUCCGGGAUCUGCGGAUGAAGGCUGUUGACUACGAGGUGGUGAAGGUGAUUGGGAGAGGAGCGUUUGGAGAAGUGCAGCUCGUGAGACACAAGGCCAGCAGUAAGGUGUACGCUAUGAAGCUUCUCAGUAAGUUUGAGAUGAUAAAGCGCUCGGAUUCUGCGUUCUUCUGGGAGGAGAGAGACAUCAUGGCCUUCGCUAAUAGCAGCUGGGUCGUACAGCUGUUCUACGCCUUCCAGGACGACCGUUAUCUCUACAUGGUGAUGGAGUACAUGCCUGGAGGAGACCUGGUCAAUUUGAUGAGCAAUUACGAUGUGCCUGAGAAGUGGGCUCGCUUUUACACCGCCGAGGUGGUGCUGGCGCUCGACGGCAUCCACUCCAUGGGCUUCAUCCACAGGGAUGUGAAACCUGACAACAUGCUGCUGGACAAAUCGGGCCACUUAAAGCUGGCAGAUUUCGGCACUUGCAUGAAAAUGAACAAGGAUGGUAUGGUACGAUGUGACACGGCAGUGGGAACUCCAGAUUACAUUUCUCCAGAGGUACUUAAGUCUCAGGGCGGAGAUGGCUACUACGGCCGAGAGUGUGACUGGUGGUCUGUCGGAGUUUUCCUCUACGAGAUGCUUGUCGGGGACACUCCGUUUUACGCCGACUCUCUGGUGGGAACCUACAGCAAGAUCAUGAACCAUAAAAACGCUCUGACGUUCCCUGAAGACAGUGACAUCUCUAAAGACGCCAAGAGCCUCAUCUGCCACUUCCUCACCGACAGGGAAGUACGGUUAGGGCGUAACGGAGUGGACGAAAUCAAGCGGCAUUCUUUCUUCAAGAAUGACCAGUGGACCUGGGAGAACAUCCGCGAGACGGCAGCCCCGGUCGUGCCGGAGUUAAGCAGUGACACCGAUACGAGUAAUUUUGACGAUAUAGAGGAGGACCGGGGAGAAGAGGAGACCUUCCCCAUCCCCAAAGCCUUUGUGGGGAAUCAGCUCCCGUUUGUGGGCUUCACCUAUUACAGCGGUCACCAGUUUUCUCGAGGAUCGAGCACAAAAACAAGCAACAAGUGUAACAGCGCUACUAAAGAGGACAAGAGCCAGUUGGAGAAUCUGCUGAAGAAAAUCCACCAGCUGGAGGAGCAGCUUCAUGGAGAGAUGCAACUAAAGGACGAGCUAGAGCAGAAAUGCAGGGCCUCCAACACCAAACUAGAGAAGAUCAUGAAAGAGCUGGAUGAAGAGUGUAAUGUGAGGAAAAGUGCGGAGGCUAGUGUGUCCCUGCUGGAGAAGGACAAGCUGAUGCUGCAGCACAGAACCACUGAGUACCAGAGAAAAGCAGAUCAGGAAGGAGAGAAGAGGCGCAACCUGGAGAACGAGGUUUCCACUCUGAAAGAGCAGCUGGAGAACAUGAGGAAGCUCAGCCAGAACACACAGGCUUCCAGUGAGAAGAUCGUCCAACUGCAGCACCAGCUCGAAGAGGCCAACGACCUGCUGAGGGCAGAGUCUGACACGGCUGCACGACUGAGGAAGAGUCAGACAGAGAUGGCGAAGGCCAUGAGUCAGCUGGAGUCACAGAACGGAGAGCUGCAGGAGAAGAGCCGAGCCGCCGACGACGCCAGGAGACAGCUAGAGAGAGAACUGCUGCAGCUGCAGAACACGCUGGACACUGAGAGACGGACCUGCAGCCAGGGAUCUGAGGAGAUACGUCAACUACAGGCUCGCAUUGCGGGGCUUCAGGAGGACAACAAGAACGUGAAGCAGAGCAUGUCCAAGGUGGAGACAGAAAGAAAGCAGUUACAGGAUAGAAACAACAUUUUGGAGAAGGAGAAGAACAGUAUGGAAAUUGAUCUAAAUUAUAAGCUGAAGAUCCUGCAGCAGCGUUUGGAUCAGGAGCUAACGGAGCACAGGGUCACACGAGCUCAGCUCACCGAUAAAUACGAGUCCAUCGAGGAGGCCAAAUCUGCUGCCAUGCAUGCGGUGGAGCAGAAGGUGUCCGAGGAGAGCGUGCUGCGCCUGCGUGCUGAGAGUCGGGUGGUGGAGGUGGAGAAGCAGUGCUCCAUGCUGGAGUUCGACCUCAAGCAGUCCGUCCAGAAGAUGGAGCAGCUGAUGAAGCAGAAGGACAGACUGGAGGACGAGGUGAAGUCUCUGCGUGUUCAGCUGGAGAACGAGUGCGGGAAACGGGCGAUGGCUCAGAGCGAGCUGAAGAGCUGGAGCGGUGAAGCUGAAAGGCUGAGAGGGACGGAGAAGCAGCUGAAGCAGGAGAUCAACGCGGUGCUGGAGUCCAAACGCUCACUCGAGUUCCAGCUCGCGCAGCUCAGCAAGCAGUACAGAGGGAACGAGGGUCAGAUGAGGGAGCUGCAGGACCAGCUGGAGGCCGAGCAGUAUUUCUCUACGCUGUAUAAGACUCAGGUGAAGGAGCUGAAGGAAGAACUGGAGGAGAGGAACCGUCUGGUGCAGGAGGUGCAGAGGAAGGUGCAGGAGAUGCACAGUGAAAGGGAAUCUCUGAUGGCUCAGUUGGACCUGACGGUGACGAAGGCCGAGUCGGAGAUGCUGGCGAGAGCAUUGCAGGAGGAGCAGUACUUUGAACUGAGCCAGGAGAGCAAGAAGAGUUUAGCACGUCACAAGCAGGAGCUGAUCGACAGGGACUCGACUAUAACACGGCUUGAGGAAUCCAACAAAACUCUGACCAAAGACGUGGAGAAUCUCAGCAAGGAGAAAGGAGAGCUAGACGAGAAGCUCCAAUCUCAGGAAGAAGUGUUUGAAGCCCAGAGAGAAGAAAUUUCAAAUGCCAUCAAGGCCAACUACGAGAAGAUCCUCAACCAGGAACGAACGCUUAAGACACAGGCGGUGAACAAACUGGCCGAGAUCAUGAACCGUAAGGACAUGAAGCUGGACCAGAAGAAGCGCGGCAGCACCACGGACCUGCGCAAGAAGGAGAAGGAGAACCGCAAACUGCAGCUGGAACUCAACCAGGAGAAGGAGAAGUUCAACCACAUGGCCAUCAAAUACCAGAAGGAGCUCAGCGAGAUGCAGGCGCAACUGGUGGAGGAGAGCACGUACCGUAACGAGCUGCAGAUGCAGUUGGACAGUAAAGAAAGCGACAUCGAGCAGCUCCGAGAGAAACUGAAUGACCUGCAGCUGCGCAUGGAGAACACCAGUGUGACCAGUCUGCAGACGGACGAGGUCGACAGCAACACUGCAGAAUCGAGAUUGGAAGGCUGGCUCUCCAUCCCGAACAGAGCCAAUAUCAAACGAUAUGGUUGGAGGAAGCAGUAUGUUGUGGUUAGCAGUAAGAAGAUCCUGUUCUAUAAUGAUGAGCAGGAUAAAGAGCAGUCCAAUCCCUCCAUGGUGCUUGACAUUGACAAACUCUUCCAUGUGCGUCCAGUAACCCAAGGCGAUGUUUAUCGUGCUGAAUCAGAUGAAAUUCCCAGAAUAUUCCAGAUUCUCUAUGCUAACGAGGGUGAAUGCCGGAAGGAUCUGGACCUGGAGGCUAUUCCUCAAGGUGAGAAAUCGAACUACCUAGCUCACAAAGGGCACGAGUUUAUCCCUACACUCUACCACUUUCCCUCAAACUGUGAGGCCUGUGCCAAACCACUGUGGCAUGUCUUCAAACCACCGCCUGCACUCGAAUGCCGACGAUGCCAUGUCAAAUGCCACAAAGACCACCUAGACAGGAAGGAGGACGUCAUCGCGCCAUGCAAAGUGAACUAUGACGUGACGUCAGCACGUGACAUGCUCCUGCUAGCUCUCACCCAGGACGAGCAGAAGAAAUGGAUUGGCCAUCUUGGCAAGAAGAUUCCUAAAACACCUCCAUCUACUUUCUCUCGAGCAUCACCUCGCGCCAUGAGCACUCGCUCGGUAGCUAAUCAGUCGUUCCGCAAAAACCCUAAAAGCAUCUCCGGAAAGUCCAGCUAACCACCUGAAUCUUCUCUUCGAAACAUUGGGACUCCUCAAUUGGGACUUUAUACAUCACCGUUUUAAUAAAUUAAAAAACCUUAAACAAAAGCAUUUAAAGAUUAAAUAAUGGAAUUAACCCUAAAUCACCGUUUCACACUGGGACGGAGAAGCUGGUGGGAAAAGGCUCCUCCUGUCCUCUAGGUGUUUUACACAGCUCGUGAUGGGACCACGCGCUACUCUGAAGGGAACUAUGAUGAUGGGAUUAAAGAUUCUUCAAUCUUUGGGGAAAAAGUCGACUCUAAAUUGGCGACUGCACCGUUCGAAACCUCGGCCUGAUGGACUCUCUCAGCCUUACUGUUCCUGCCGGGCAAUAAAUUAACACGGGGCAAUAAUCAAGACGGAGUACUGGGUACUGAGUAUUAGUUUGUUUUUGUUGUUGUUGUUUUUUUUGAGGAGCAUGCAAGAUCGUUACAAUCUAUGCAUAUUGUUAUUAUAAUAAUUAUUAUUGUUGUUAAAUCCUCCAAGCCGCAGGAAUUCCAUCGGAAUGGCUGAAGGAGCGCUUAAAUUUCAUUGACUUCUUUUGGGUUUUUUUUUUGUUUGUUUGUUUUUCAUCUUCAUUCAUUUGGGUACAUUAUUUCUGAAAUGUUUUCUCUGUAAUGUUUUAUAACUGUUUUUUUGGUAAUGUAUUGCCUUACUUUUGAUUCUAGAUGAAUGGUUGAAAAAAGGAAGAAGAAAAAAACACAGAAACAUUAAGUUAACAAAUGUAAAACUGCACUGCUUGAAUUGUAAGUUAUUUGUAGAAGACUAAAACAGGUGUAGCAUUCAGCCCACCUAGUGCCUUACCGACUUUUGAGACCGAUUUUUACUGCCAUAUCUGUUUGUGUUCCUCUUCAAAAUGUUAAACCCUAACUAUUGUUCUUUUUAAGGAAAAAAAAAUACGAUGUGUAUAUCAUCCACCUUGUGGUUUUAUCAGGGCGGUCCGUCGCGUGUCGAACGCGUUCGUUCACUAGAAUCUCCAGGUUUCGUGUUUUGCGAUUGAGACGGUGCUCUCGGACGGAGCGGACGCUGGGAUUAGACUCGUGUCCGUAUUAAUCUUUUCAUAAACUCUGAGAUAUUAUUAAGCUUUCCUGGAAAGUUUGUUCCUCCAUUGUGCGUGUUGUACGCUAGAAGUAAGAGUCCUAACGAGGCUAAAAUUGGAAAUCAUGGCCUUUAUUAGAGUUUAAAGAAGCUAUAACCGAUCCCGGAUCAUCUUACUGUCAGUCCCUGUCUCGCAGGUUGCCAUGUUGUACACAAAUGAGCAUUAUCCUGUGCUGGCAACUCGUUAAGAGUGACCGACGUCCCUGGGUUUACAGAGGCGGAGUCAAGUUGAACUCAAUCAAGUCAUAUGACAUCAUCACCGCUAUUCUUUCAUUCACUUCUUAAGCUCAACGCUGUGUAUGGAAUAAAAAAAAUGCUAGUUUUAAUUACACCGUAUAAAAAACUAAGCUAGUUAGCUAGUCAAACACUUCAUUCAGCUCAUGUUUAACUAGUUAGCUAACGUUCUGCUAUUAAUUAGCCGAAUUCAGUAGUUUAGACUAUUAUAUUAAUACUAUGUCAUUAGUAUGAGUAGCUAAGUGUAAUUAAAUCCAGCAUCGAGCCAAAGAGGAGAGAAGCGUUGGGGAUGAUGUCAUAGGUUUCUGAUUGGUCGAUCAAAUUGAACUCCGCCCAUUUUAAGCUCUGGACGCCUUUUACUCAAGGAAAAUCCGAACAACGCUAAUCUCAGUGCGAAACUGGAAGAGAGUUCUCGCUGACUGUGUACGAGUUCCAUCGUCUCCGUCAUACGUUGUACACCCGCCCCCCGCUUUUCCUGGACAAAGUCUCGUUGGGUUUUUUCCGCCCGGCGACAGGCGAGACAGAGAUCAUAGAUACCUCCUCAGUUAUUCGCUACGGUUUUUAGGUUAUGUGUUCAGUUAAAUGAAGCACUGGAACUAUGGUGGCUAUCUACUCGGAUGAACUGCAUGAUUAAUUUGGUUUGGAGGCCACAGUGAUGGAUGUGUGUCAAUAAACAUUAUCUUUAUCACCUACACAGACUGUUCCUCCCCUGUGUGUGUGUGUGUGUGUGUGCACUGCUUCUGGAAGUGUGUAUUCGUUGCACAAGGAGACGAGGGUGUAGAGCAAAUUUUUCUAGGAAAACUACAUGGGACCUCAACCACAAGAAUGUUUUUACACUGCAUCAACUCACUGUAACCAGCCAGAACCUUAAUUACUAGACCAUGUCUCUGUCUCUCGGUCACUGUCUUUUUCCUUUGUCUCGCUCUCUCUGUCUUGCUGUCUUAUUCAUUCUAUUGCUCUCUUUGUUUCUCUCUGUCUCCUUUUGUCACUCUCUCUACACUGCAAAAAAAUGGCACAUCAGGAAGUGCAAAUAUCUUAAAAAAAAUAUAUCAAGAUUUCUCUCUCUCUCUCUCUCAGCCAGCAGCCAAUCAGAGCAAAACUCUAUCCUGAUUUGUUAAUCUCAGAACCCAGAGUAAAUGGACAGGAGGUGGAGCUUAACACAGUUUAUUUAAAAAAAUACAAGUCUCAUUUAGUGAUGUUCUUAGAAAUAACUUUACUGUCCUUCCUGCUUCUGUUUAAUCCAUUUAAUUUUUUUUUUUUAUUAUUUAAUGUCUAAUUUCAUGUGUAAGCAUCACCAGGACAAGCAAACCUGGAUAAUAAAUGUGUAAACAAAUUCUUCUUAUGAUGGUUAGAUAUAAUGCACAGCUCUAUUAAUAAACUAGCUAGGAAUGUAGCUAAAGUCUCGCUGUACAGAUGGAAAUACUCGAGUAAAGCCCAGUGUUAGGAGUAUGAAAAUGUUUUAAAUUUUAAUAUGCCACUGUUUUUGAAGAGGAUGUUGCAUAAUCAGAUCACAGUGCAUUCUGGGUAUUUGGGUAAGUAUGAUAUGGAGAGGUUUUCUGUAAGGAGAUGUUUAACAUGUAUGGAAGGAGUCUCCAGUGUCAGAGGUGAAGCUGUAACGUUACGUUUUCCCGCAUCUUCAGGACAGAGGAGUUUACGCUUCAUUGUGGUUUCUCAGUAACACGACAAGCUGCAUAUUUUUAUCUUAUUAACUUCAAGAGAGAAUAGACAGAGGGAAUAAAGAGUGAGAAUAGAGAGAAUGAAGAGAAUAGAGGGAAUAAAUAGAAUAGAGAGAGAGAAUAGAGAGAAUAAACAGGCGGG
Ictalurus furcatus (blue catfish) is the source of this 8082-nucleotide messenger RNA. It is a transcript of the gene rock1, whose product is annotated as Rho-associated, coiled-coil containing protein kinase 1. Gene Ontology annotation, molecular function: Rho-dependent protein serine/threonine kinase activity; small GTPase binding; ATP binding. The record is from RefSeq and is a predicted model, not a curated record. NCBI's taxonomy places the organism in Eukaryota, Metazoa, Chordata, Actinopteri, Siluriformes, Ictaluridae. Gene Ontology annotation, cellular component: cytoskeleton; cytoplasmic stress granule; cytoplasm. The transcript has 32 exons. Gene Ontology annotation, biological process: Rho protein signal transduction; embryonic morphogenesis; cortical actin cytoskeleton organization. Bases 820 to 4911 code for a protein of 1363 amino acids.